AUGGCUAACGAUUUAAAAGAAAUUAUCGAUAUAGUCAGGAAAUGCAAAAUUCUACUUCUAGACAUCGAGGGAACGACAACAUCGAUCAGCUUUGUUAAGGAUAAGUUGUUCCCAUAUGCUGAGGAAAAUGUCAAGAAGUUCCUGGAGAGCCAGUGGGACAAUGAAGAUGUGAAGGAGGCCGUGAUUGCGCUGAGGAAGCUAGCCCUUGAAGAUCAGGAAAAGAAAGUUGAGGGCGUUGUUGCUAUUCCUGGAGAGAACUCCUCCAAAGAAGAUCAGAUUGAGGGGCUAGUAAACAAUGUGAAGUGGCAAAUGUCUUCGGACCGUAAAGAAGGUGCUCUCAAGCAAUUGCAGGGACUAAUUUGGAAGCAGGGUUAUGAGAAUGGUGAAAUUAAGGGGCACGUUUACGAUGACGUUAUGCCAGCUCUGGAGCAAUGGCGCUCGGUUGAUGGGCAGAAGGUGUACAUAUACUCGUCUGGUUCGGUGCAGGCUCAAAAACUCUUAUUUGGACAGUCUCUUGCUGGUGAUCUGCUCAAAUUUAUAGAUGGCCAUUUCGAUACUGCGGUCGGUGCUAAACAAGAAGUGUCAAGUUAUAAGGCUAUUGUGGAAAAGAUUGGGUGUGCUGCUGAAGAAAUUUUGUUCCUGACUGAUAUAGUUAAAGAAGCGGAAGCGGCUAAGAACGCCGGUCUAUACGCAGCUGUUGUAAGCCGUGAAGGCAAUGCACCCCUUCCCGAGGAAUCGGCUAAUUCAUAUCCAGUUAUCAAGACCUUCAGUCAGCUCACGGCCUCCAACAAACGCAAGACCGAACCACAGGAGGAACAACCUGCAAAAGUUGCUAAAACAGACAUUAAUGAUGAUGUUAAGUCUUCGACGGAUUCAUCUUCCUCGUUAAAAGAGAAAGAAGUUGAGCCUGUUAAAAACGACUCGGAAUCAAAGAAUAUGGAGGUCGAUGAUGAGAGUUGCAGAUGA
Leptosia nina is the source of this 966-nucleotide messenger RNA. The record is from the annotation of a GenBank genome assembly. Lineage: Eukaryota; Metazoa; Arthropoda; Insecta; Lepidoptera; Pieridae.